AUGGAUAAGACAGUGGUUUGCACCAGCCGUAAUGCUGAUUUUAUUAUUUUGCUUUCAGCCAUAAGGACAGAUCUCAGUUUGCUGCUUGAGUGUCUGAAGUUUCAGAUGAAAUGUCCUGAUUUGCAGAAACAAGCUCUUCUCACCAUUCACUCAAUCUGUGAAAAGAGAGAGGAUACAGUGGACAUGCUGAGAGAAAUGGGAGGUGUGGCAUUUCUGUAUAACCUGGCCAAAUCCAGUAUUGUUCAUUCAGACGUUAAGGAGACUGCACUCUUCACGCUUGGCACACUAGCAGAGGCCAGUGUGUAUUGCAAGAAUUCUCUGUGCAGAAAGGAGACAUUUGCAGACAUUGCUGGUUGGUUGAUGAAAGAAGACAUCCCACUAACACACAAGAGAGUGUGUGUCUAUUUGCUGUCUGUGUUGGUCUCCAAUAACAAAUUGGGACAGACUUUAGCCCAAACCACUAGCUGCCUGGAUAUCCUCCUGGACCUCUUCAAGACCACUUUCCCCCUCUCCACAGAGGCUACUUUGAGAGCAGUUAAUGCUACUCAGACCUACCAACUUUGGGCAUCUGUGUCUGGUGCUCUCUGUGGAUGUGUCAACAACCCACAGUGUGAGGAGGCUCAGCGUAUUUGUGUGUCAGCCUUUCCCAUUAUAGAAAUGUGGCUUCAGCAGAUUGCUUUACCACGUACUGAGCUUUUUCAACCCAUAUGUUCCUUCAUAGCAAUGACAGUUGCCAACAACUCCUGUGUUCAGGAGAAUUUUUCUGCCUCAGGCGGUCUGGAUACUCUCACCCUUGCACUGGUUCAACAAGCUUCUGCAGCAGAUACAAGCCUGUUGUCUUGCCAGCUUUCUGUCAUUAUAUCCAAGACCCUGUCAGCUUGCAUCACAGAUAACUCUGCUCUGGCUUCAGGUCUGGCUCAGUAUGGCAUGGUUUCACACCUCUUCUCCCUGCUGGCUAGCCCACACCUGGACCCUGAGGACAGGCUCUCUGUUUUAAUCACCCUGUGCCACUGCACUGAGGCCUCUGAGGAGCACCAGUCCCAGCUGGUACAGUGUGGAGGCCUGCCUCUUAUCAUAACUCUACUCACAGAGGAUCCAAGUGAGGAGGUUAGGAAGGCUGCUACAUUCGUAUUGCAGACCUGCAAACAGGCCACCAUGUCCUUGGGAGUGCUUGGUAUGACAACAAGACAGGGACAGGGUGAAAAUUUGGGGGCUCUUACAAACUUGGAAGGGUUCAGGAGCUCAGCCAGAGAGUUGCUGCACAGGAUUGACAUGCUUGAGAGGAGACAGACAAAGGCUGUGGAUGCGCAAGUAGACACAGACCCAUCAGCUUCAACUGAAGGGCAAGACCAACCAUCUGUAGAAAUAGGGGGUGGCAACAACAUAAAACUUCAUACUGUCAGAGACAUGAUCAAGAGUGAGAGUGCAAGUGAACUGAAAAACAUGAGCUCCAAUAUAAAUAUGCAGGAAGUGAAGGCUAAUAGUAGGGGAGGGGAUGUGUGGUGCUCAGUUUGCAAGGGUACUGGAGCCCUAAUGUCUUCCCAACUGCAGUCACUAGAGGGAGGCAGAGAGCUUCAUUCAGCUGACAAUCAGUUGUUUAAGCCCCCAGCACCAGUGAGGCACAGUGUACCAAAAGAAAUUGAAUGCACUGAUGAAGAGGGGUUGGAGAACCUGAUGAGUAAGGUGGGGCAAAUCCCAGUGAAACAACAGUCACUCUCACCUAUCCGGUGUGCAGGUUGUGUUUUGCCUUUUGAGGAGGUGACCAGCCGUACUUUUGCAUCUCUCCAAAGCUCCUGCCACCACAGCUGUGACAUGCACAAGGCUCUCCAGGAGGCCACAGAGCGGUUCAGGACUCAUCACCUCAACCUUCUAUUCAGGAGAAAGUACCAAGACAGCACUGAGGAGCAGGCACCCCCAGACUCUGAGACAGCAGCAGAGCCACGACGAAGCUGGAAAAACUGGAGGGAGGUCUGUCUGACUCCAAUACAUAAAGGAGCAGGGAGAGGCAAGAGCUCCCUUCCAGAACACACAGAAGUGGAAUUUAAUGGCAUCACCUUGACUCCACUGCACAGAGAAGCUAAAAAAGACAUGAGCUCUCAUACCAAGACUGUUCCAGGCUUGACUCCCCUGAAAAGGUCUCAUCUUCCUGAGGAGAGAAGAGGAAGGAGUAAUAGUGGACAUCAUGCUUUUGAUGAUGAGCUGAAGACUAGCAUUGACCACUGUUCCACUCGAAGGAAGAGGAAAGACUUCAGCCGUGAGGAGGUGCGCUACCUACUGUGGGGAGUGAAGACUUUCGGUUUCUCCUGGAACUCCAUCUUGUGGUCAUACCCCUUCAAACCUGGACGCACCAAUGUUGGCCUGGCCAAGAAAUACAGACAGCUAAUGAAAGGUAAAGCCCAGGACGCUGGCUGUGCAUAAUCCAGGGCUUGAGAUCCAGGGCCAGACCCUCUGUAAAUAGUGACCUUGAUUUAUCUGAAAGACCUCCA
This is a messenger RNA of Chelmon rostratus (copperband butterflyfish), 2486 nucleotides long. RefSeq names its product telomere repeat binding bouquet formation protein 1 (gene terb1). Gene Ontology annotation, molecular function: protein binding. The transcript is spliced from 21 exons. The coding region runs from base 1 to 2418 and encodes 805 amino acids. NCBI's taxonomy places the organism in Eukaryota, Metazoa, Chordata, Actinopteri, Chaetodontiformes, Chaetodontidae. Gene Ontology annotation, biological process: homologous chromosome pairing at meiosis; meiotic attachment of telomere to nuclear envelope. The record is from RefSeq and is a predicted model, not a curated record.